AAUAUUUUUUAAAUAAAACCGAUUUUUUAGAUUUUUAUCGACCUCGGAAUGACGCGACUCGAUGACACCACCCAGUGGUUUAAUCUUGUGAUGGAGGAAGACACGGUGAACCACUCCGUUUCCCACUCGAUCUCUCACUAUGAUUACGUUCCAGAACCCCACCAAGUGGUGAAAGGGCGCCGUCGAGUGGCGAGUGAAGCAGAUUUCGGACACUACCACGAAUCCGACCCCCACCUUACCCACCACAACUCCCCCGCUCUCGCCCGACAUCGUGUGGACCCCUCGUUGACCCACAGGGUCGGGAAUUCCCCUUCACCCCGCCGACAUUCACCCAGAAGGAGAGGGAAUUUCCCGUCUCGUCGUCUCGGGGCUUCCCCAUCUUCGUCGGUAUCUUCCAUAAACCACAUGGGAAGAACCCACGAGGAUUACCCAGGGGGAAGAAGGGUAUUACCCUCAGCCCCCCAAAAUAUGAGGACGUCCAAGACAGAGCAAUAUCUUGGUGAUGUUCGUACACCUCAACACCACACAACAACAACACCACGAUCACACCAUCAUUACCAACCUACAACUUCUUAUUCUAAAGAAUCAUUUCAUGGCCACGAGGAAAAUUCAAUGCAUCAUAACUUCAAGUACGUUGGUUCUUCCCCUCGUACUCGCCGUUCAAGUUCCGGGGCUCAGUCAACCGUAUCGAUCGAUUCGUCACACUUGGAUGAGCAGCUAAGCGCUGAAGCGAAUCCACCACCUCGUACCGAGGAAGUCGAUAGUCCUACUGUGAUGUCACAAUCACAGAGAAUAAGCGCAAACCAACAAAACAACCAAACUCCUCAAGUAGCAGAGAAAUUAUCAAAAAGUGUCAGCCUUGGUGCAAAUCUGCAUGAACGAAAUAAGUCACCAAACACACCACGCAAGACCACACCCACGCCACGCCCAUCCUCGCGCACCAGGGCACAAUCAACAGAGAAACCGGACAAGAAAAAAGGAAAGUUGAGCAACUUGGUUGGUAUAAGGAGUAGAAGCCAAAGCAGUACGCAAAUAAAGAGCGACCAAAAGUUGAGUAAUUCUACUCGGAGCUCAGAGUUUGGAGUCCAACCUGAGUUGAGUAGAGAAGGAAGCAGAGGAUCCGCAUCCGGAUCGCUUCCAAGUCUCGUCUCUGAAGGAUCAUCAACUGUGGGAAAAACUCUGCAAGAUUUUGUUGGUGGCCUCGGACCUGGUCAGGUGGUUGGACGACAAACACUCGCUGCAAGCUCAUUGGGCGAUCUUGAGUUGAGUUUUUAUGAAACACGAGGUCAACUGGAAGUCCAAGUUAUAAGAGCGAGGAAUCUUGUUCCAAAAGCAAACACUAAAGUGCUUCCAGCUCCUUAUGUGAAAGUGUACCUCAUGUUUGGUAUGCAGUGCAUUUCAAAGAAGAAAACUAAAAUAGCUCGCAGAACACUCGAUCCAGUGUUUCACCAAACUAUGAAUUUUGAUCCAACUCAAUACGGUCACACUGUCCAAGUGAUUGUUUGGGGUGAUUAUGGUCGCAUGGAUCACAAGGCAUUCAUGGGUGUUGUACAAGUUAGGUUAGAAAACCUUGACCUUAGUCAGAACACCAUUGGUUGGUAUCGUCUCUUCCCAACCACAUCACUAAUUGAUGCAGCUUCAUUGGGAAGCACACGCCCAGGAUCAAUGACAUCAUUAGACAGUGAUGCCACAACUUUUAGAAAUUAACGGUCAACACUAAAAAUUUGUAGUUUUUUUGCCCUUUUUUACUUUGAUUACAUAAUGUACCAGGACACAACCAACACAGCAGUUAUCUGCCUGUCUUCCUUUGGAUGACAAACACCAAAAACACUCAGCUUCUUUUACUUGCCUAGCUCACAACAAUACAAGAGAUUCCAUUUUCGCUUCAUUCCGAAUACUUUACGCUUGUACUGCUAAUUUUUGUGCAAUACUAUUGUCUUGUAUGGCUCAAUAACAACACAUGGUUCAAACGUCCUGCUGUUGAACGUUUAGCGGUAACUGUGCAAUAUGUCUUUUUCUUUGCACGGCGCUAUGUGUGCUUUUAUUGAAUUAAAUCUAUUACUCGUGGAAA
Molecule: messenger RNA, 2071 nt
Organism: Ciona intestinalis (vase tunicate)
Lineage: Eukaryota; Metazoa; Chordata; Ascidiacea; Phlebobranchia; Cionidae
Source: RefSeq, a predicted model, not a curated record